This is a messenger RNA of Megalops cyprinoides (Indo-Pacific tarpon), 2029 nucleotides long. RefSeq names its product alpha/beta hydrolase domain-containing protein 17A-like. Gene Ontology annotation, molecular function: palmitoyl-(protein) hydrolase activity. Gene Ontology annotation, cellular component: endosome membrane; plasma membrane. NCBI's taxonomy places the organism in Eukaryota, Metazoa, Chordata, Actinopteri, Elopiformes, Megalopidae. The record is from RefSeq and is a predicted model, not a curated record. The transcript is spliced from 5 exons. Bases 107 to 1069 code for a protein of 320 amino acids. Gene Ontology annotation, biological process: protein depalmitoylation.
GUGUACUAUACAAAGUAGCUUCGGGAAUGCGUUAAUUUUAUUUUUUCGUUAGUUUUGUGCGUUUUACCUACGUUUUAAUCUCCGUGGAGCUGAGUACCAGUGCAAGAUGAACGGCUUGUCUGUCAGUGAGCUGUGCUGCCUCUUCUGUUGCCCGCCGUGCCCGAGCCGCAUCGCUGCCAAACUGGCUUUCCUGCCACCAGAGCCCACGUACGCUCUCCUCCCUGACCUGGAAGCCGGGCCCGUGGGGAACACAGGCCUGGGCGCACCGGGCCUCCGGUCGCGGGUAGGUGGGGCAGGCGGGGCCGGUGGGGCCGGAGGAGCGGACGGAAGAUGGAAGCUCCACUUAACGGAGCGCGCCGAGUUCCAGUACUCCCAGCGAGAGCUGGACGGCACCGAGGUCUUCCUCACCCGCUCCAGCCGCGGCAACCGAGUGGGCUGCAUGUACAUCCGCUGCGCUCCCAGCGCCAGAUUCACGGUCCUGUUCUCCCACGGUAACGCGGUGGACCUGGGUCAGAUGAGCAGCUUCUACAUCGGCCUGGGGACGCGAAUCAACUGCAACAUCUUCUCCUACGACUAUUCGGGCUACGGCGUGAGCACCGGCAAGCCCUCGGAGAAGAACCUGUACGCCGACAUCGACGCAGCCUGGCACGCCCUCCGCACACGGUAUGGCAUCAGCCCAGAAAACAUUAUCCUGUACGGGCAGAGCAUUGGCACCGUGCCCACCGUCGACCUGGCAUCGCGCUACGAGUGCGCGGCCGUGGUUCUGCACUCACCUUUGACCUCCGGCAUGAGGGUGGCCUUCCCCGACACCAAGAAGACCUACUGCUUUGACGCCUUCCCCAAUAUUGAGAAGGUGUCGAAGAUCACGUCUCCAGUUCUGAUCAUCCAUGGGACAGAGGAUGAGGUGAUCGACUUCUCGCACGGCCUGGCCCUGUUCGAGCGCUGCCCCAAGGCCGUGGAGCCCCUGUGGGUGGAGGGCGCAGGCCACAACGACAUCGAACUUUACAGCCAAUACCUGGAGCGCCUGCGUCGUUUCAUCAGCCAGGACCUGGCGUCUCAGCACACCUGAGCCCCGCCCCGCCUUGCCCCACCCACCCUGCCCCGCCUCGCACUGCUCCGCACCAGCCAGUCUGUCUGUCUACACCUCUGUGUGAGCGACUGUCUGUCUGUCUCUCUGGGAGUGAGUGCUUGCAGAGGCCUGCGGAUUGGUCAGGCCUGUGUUAUGAGGCAGCUUUGUCUGUUUGUCUUUGUUUCUGAUGACUGGAUAUGUGCAGCUCAUACGUCUUUCCUUCGGCCGUGGUCAUCUGUCUGGAGUUCUGUCCGUCUGCCUGUCUGUGUGGGAGGUCCUAGGGCUGUUCAUCAGUCUGAUGGUAGCAUGUCACUCUGUGUCUUGUCCUUUUUGUCUGUCUGUCUGUCUGUCUGUCCUCACUGCAUCCCCCACAUAGGUAAAUGAGAUAGAGUAAAGAAGUUACAGGAUGAUCCCCCUCACUCUGCUUUUUUUUUUUUUUUUUUGACCCACAUGACCUCCUCUGACCUCUGGGUUUAUGUGUCCCAUUGGCUGUGUGUCUAAAGAAUGGAGUCAGGUCCUCUCUGUUGUUCUGCUCACAGUCUGUAUUUUACUUGAUGAGAAAAGGAGCCAGGCACCUGUGCAUCGUUAAUCUCUCAGCUCUCUCUACCUCCACCCCUCCUCCCUGACAUACUCUCAGACUCCUGGCCCUGCAUGUUCCGAUGGCCCCGCAUACCUUUGUGCUGCGGUUGUGAGCUGAUUCGAGGUGAACGGACUGCACUGAGGUUAACCACUGCCCCAGGGUCAGUAGAGCUCACGCUAUGAAGGCACAGCACCAAGCUGAGAAGAGCUCAGGCUACGAGGAACACUGUCCCAGGGUCAGUCUGUAUUGGCCAUCACACUGAGGGAGGAGGGGUGCUCAGAACCUGGACCCCUCCCUGAAUGAGCUGGGGGAGGGGGCACCAACUGCUGCCGUGAACUUCGACAGCAAACAACAUGCUCAUGUUUAUUUUGUACAGUGUG